Archocentrus centrarchus (flier cichlid) is the source of this 3171-nucleotide messenger RNA. It is a transcript of the gene prkcz, whose product is annotated as protein kinase C, zeta. Gene Ontology annotation, biological process: protein phosphorylation. The record is from RefSeq and is a predicted model, not a curated record. The transcript is spliced from 17 exons. The coding region runs from base 217 to 1854 and encodes 545 amino acids. NCBI's taxonomy places the organism in Eukaryota, Metazoa, Chordata, Actinopteri, Cichliformes, Cichlidae. Gene Ontology annotation, molecular function: protein serine/threonine kinase activity; ATP binding; protein binding.
AGUUUGACAUCUCCUCCGUCUCCAAAGGCUCUAACGUUACCUUAACCAAAGAAACUUUAAAGUAGCUCUCAAGUUUUCGUUUUCAGAAUACUGGGCUAAACGUUCUCUUUCAUCGAGUUAUGUAAACUUCUGUCUAUCGACGUGACCGGGUGAGACAACGAGUUUGGGCCUGUCCUGUUAACGUUGGGCUAGUUAGGAGGUUAACCAAACUGUACAAUGCAUAUGCUGGCGUCAAACGGAUCCAUAAUGGAAUUGAAUCCGGACUUUGUGAAGAUUAAAGCACACUACUGUGGGGACAUUUUAAUCACAGACUUGGCUGCAACAGUAACCUUUGUGGAACUGUGUGAGGAGGUGAAAACAAUGUGCAGUGUUGCCAGGCAGCAGCCCAUCACACUCAAGUGGAUCGAUGAUGAAGGGGACCCUUGUACCAUCUCCUCUGAAAUGGAGCUGGAGGAGGCUUUUCGGAUUUAUGGCCGAACCAAAAGGUCUGGAUUACUAUUACAUGUCUUCCCCAGUAUUCCGGAGCAGCCUGGCAUGCUCUGCCCUGGAGAAGACAAAUCGAUCUAUCGCCGGGGGGCCAGAAGAUGGAGGAAGCUCUACCAAGUGAAUGGACAUCUCUUCCAGGCCAAACGCUUUAACAGGCUGAGAGAUCAGCAGUCUUCAGUAGAAGAUUUAAUUAAGCAUGAAGGUAGCACAUCAGUACCGUUUUUACCACACAACUGUGCAGUAAAUAAAGCAGAAGAUGAUGAGACAGAGGACAUCAAAGCAGUAGUUGAUGGCAUCGAUGGCAUUAAGCUGUCCCAGGGACUGGCUCUCGGGCUGGGAGACUUUGACCUGAUUCGAGUGAUAGGACGUGGCAGCUAUGCCAAAGUUCUGCUGGUUCGUCUAAAGAAGAAUGAGCAGAUGUACGCCAUGAAGGUGGUGAAGAAGGAGCUGGUCCACGAUGAUGAGGAUAUUGACUGGGUGCAGACAGAGAAGCAUGUCUUUGAGCAGGCGUCUACUAAUCCUUUCUUAGUAGGUCUCCACUCCUGUUUCCAGACAGAAAGCCGGUUAUUUCUGGUGAUUGAAUAUGUGAACGGUGGUGACUUGAUGUUUCAUAUGCAACGACAAAGGAAGCUCCCAGAAGAGCAUGCAAGAUUUUAUGCUGCUGAAAUCUGUAUUGCUUUGAACUUCCUACAUGAAAAGGGCAUCAUCUACCGUGAUCUGAAGCUGGACAAUGUUCUCUUGGACCAUGACGGACACAUCAAGCUCACAGACUACGGCAUGUGCAAGGAGGGGAUCAGACCAGGUGAUACCACCAGUACUUUCUGUGGAACUCCAAACUACAUAGCGCCAGAGAUCCUGAGAGGAGAGGACUAUGGCUUCAGUGUGGACUGGUGGGCCCUGGGCGUGCUGAUGUUUGAGAUGAUGGCUGGGAGGUCCCCAUUUGACAUCAUUACUGACAAUCCUGACAUGAACACGGAGGAGUACCUCUUUCAGGUUAUUCUUGAGAAGCCCAUUCGGAUCCCAAGGUCUCUGUCAGUGAAAGCUGCCAGCGUGCUCAAGGGCUUUCUAAACAAGGAUCCCAAGGAGCGGCUGGGUUGCCAGGUCCAGACAGGCUUCACAGACAUCAAGUCACACACUUUUUUCCGCAGUAUAGACUGGGAACAGCUGGACAAGAAAGAGGUGACGCCGCCCUUCAAACCUCAAAUCUCUGAUGAGUAUGGCCUAGAAAACUUUGACACGCAGUUUACUAAUGAACCAGUGCAGCUAACACCAGAUGAUGAGGAUGUGAUCAAGAGAAUAGACCAGUCAGAGUUUGAAGGAUUUGAAUACAUCAACCCCCUGCUGCUAUCCACAGAAGAGUCUGUAUGAAGGAGAGACCAGCUUCCUCCUUCGCCCACCUACUGUCUGUCCAAGCUGUUGUCAAAGGAAAAACAAACAAAAAACCAAACUUCCAAGCCAACUCAGAAAGAUGAAGUAAAGGACAACAGGGAAGACAAGUGCACCCUCUGGACCUGUCAACCAGAUAAGGCAGGAGCAGGAGAAGGAAAGAGUUCUUUCCUGGACAAUUCUGAUUGUUUUAUUGGGGUACCAGACUCUUAUUUUGGUAUCUAAAGGAAAACAGACAGCAGACUACAUUCCCCGGUGUUAUGUUGUCUUCUCCUUUUCUUUUCUUGUUCAUUCCUUUUCCCCCUGUCAGAAUGUCCAUCCUUGCAUCAAAGCAGGACUGGCUUUGUAAUUUCAAAAGAGAAAUGUUUCAUUCUGUGCCUGCCACCAUCAACGCAUUUCAACCCAUCUCACACCCCUGGAUGAAUAUGACAGUUCUGCUGAAGAACUUGAAAUAAUUUAUGUGCACUUUUUUAAAUUGUUAAUUUCUUUGUUUUCUAUCUUGAUGGGGGGGGCAAUGCCUCACACAAAGCAAGAAUGUACAAUGACAAAGGUAAAAAAUGUUAUUGUGUAUUAUAAUGUAGCUAGUGAGCCCAAAAUUGAUGCCUUUUUAUUGAUGCAAGUGGCACAGUUUCGUCCAUAACCACAAACCUUUCUUUGUGUUAUGUUCUGUUAUUUUCACAAACAAGGGAGGAAAACACUAACUGGGUGACAACUUUUUAUUUUAAGAAGUGCCUCAAAGAUCCAAUGAAUUCCCACGGUUCUGAUUGCACCUCUAUUGGACAUUUCUUCACCGAUCAUGGCUUCAGCAGGUAAAACAGCUGAAAUGCUGCCAGGGUUCGUCCAAAAUCUUAAAAUCUGUAGGGAGUCAGUAUGUUUGGAGCUCAGUAAGCUGCAUCAGUCCUGACACAUAAAUGAAACUUCUUAUUUUUAAUGAAUUGUUCAAAUAAUCAGUAUAUACAUUUGAAUCUAUAGACAGAUUCACCAGAGCAGCUUGUAAGCCACCACUGGAAGAGACCUGACCUUUUUCAUUAGAGAUGAAACUCAGUGCUUGAUGUAUAUUUUCAGUAUUUCACAGUAAAGGCUAUGGCCCACCUAAAGAGUUUCCCAGUGCCCGAUUUGUCAUCAGAUAGGUGCUGUUCGGCGUAGACUCAGUACAUGUCUGCAUCUUUUAUAUGAAGGUGUAUGGUAAAUGGACUAGUUCUUAUAUAGCGCUUUUCUACUCAGUCUGAGUACUCAAAGCGGUUACACAACACGUUUACAUUUACCCAUGCACUCCCAUUCAUACAAGCACUUCCAUGU